Oncorhynchus kisutch (coho salmon) is the source of this 3382-nucleotide messenger RNA. It is a transcript of the gene opn3, whose product is annotated as opsin 3. Gene Ontology annotation, biological process: visual perception; G protein-coupled receptor signaling pathway. The coding region runs from base 199 to 1386 and encodes 395 amino acids. The transcript has 4 exons. The record is from RefSeq and is a predicted model, not a curated record. NCBI's taxonomy places the organism in Eukaryota, Metazoa, Chordata, Actinopteri, Salmoniformes, Salmonidae. Gene Ontology annotation, cellular component: membrane. Gene Ontology annotation, molecular function: G protein-coupled receptor activity.
GACGGAUGGGGAUGGGGACUGCUGGGGAUGUAACUCCUCGAGAAAUACUCUACAUUUGAGCCUUCCAUCAUCAGGAAAAUUGCCCUGUUUUCUCAAAAGAGCUUUCGCACGUUUAACUGGUUUAGAGCAGUUUUAAUAAUCCAACUGCAGCGCAGAAGAUCUUCCCUCCUAGCCACACUAGACAGGUCAUCGCGCACAAUGUUUGGGAGCGAAGUUAUUCAAGCAAUAAAUCCUGCGAAUUUAGCUAGCACUGAAAAAAAUACAGAAGAAUAUAUAUUUGCGGUUGGUACUUACAAACUCCUUGCUUUUGCCAUCGGAACAAUCGGAGUCUUCGGAUUUUGCAACAAUAUUAUUGUCAUCGUGCUGUACUACAGAUUCAAGAGACUCCGGACGCCCACAAAUUUGUUAAUAGUAAACAUUAGUAUAAGUGACGUGUUGGUGUCUGUCAUUGGAAUUAACUUUACGUUUGUUUCGUGCAUCAAAGGCGGAUGGGUCUGGAACUCGGCAACAUGCAUUUGGGACGGAUUCAGCAACAGUUUAUUUGGCAUCGUGUCCAUCAUGAGUCUCUCUGCCCUGGCCUAUGAGCGCUACAUCCGGGUGGUCCAUGCUAAGGUGGUGGACUUCCCCUGGGCCUGGAGGUGCAUCACUUACAUCUGGCUCUACUCCCUGGUCUGGACAGGGGCUCCUCUCCUGGGGUGGAACCGCUACACUCUGGAGAUCCACCAGUUAGGCUGCUCUCUGGACUGGACUUCCAAGGACCCGAACGAUUCCUCCUUCGUCCUCUUCUUUCUCCUGGCCUGCUUCUUCGUACCAGUGGGCAUUAUGAUCUACUGCUACGGGAACAUUCUUUACACAGUGCAAAUGCUCCGCUCCAUCCAGGACCUUCAGACAGUGCAGAUUAUUAAGAUCCUGCGCUACGAGAAAAAAGUGGCCGUCAUGUUCCUCUUGAUGAUCUCCUGUUUCCUGGUGUGCUGGACGCCCUACGCCGUGGUGUCCAUGAUGGAAGCCUUUGGCAGGAAGAGCAUGGUCACCCCUGCCGUCGCCAUCAUCCCCUCCUUCUUCGCCAAGUCCAGCACGGCCUAUAACCCUCUCAUCUACAUCUCCAUGAGCAGAAAGUUCCGGCGCUGCUUGCUGCAGCUGUUGUGCUCCCGGCUCUCGUGGAUUCAGCACAGCGUCAAGGACCGCCCCCUGGCCCGGAGCAUCGAGCGGCCCAUCCGCCCAAUCUUCAUGUCCCACCGAGGGGAUGGGGAACGACCAAAGAAGAGGGUGACCUUCAGCUCCUCCUCCAUCAUCUUCAUCAUCGCCAACAACGACAUUCACCACCUGGACACCACCUCCAAGAGCGGCCGUAUGUUGUCAGAGGUCAUCCAGGUGCGGCCGCUGUGACAGAGCAUUAUGGGUACUGCAGGACGUCAUGCUACACCCAGGCCACCAUGGGAACUGACUAAUCACCUCCAUCUAACACCUGUUCCUCUGUAUACCUCAGGACUUCCUCUCAUGAUGCAGUAAACCCGGAGGUGUUUCCUCUCAAAAGCCAAAACACCUUUUUGACCCAAGACUACUGGAAGUGUUUAAUGUCCUGUUCUCAGACUGUCUCGCCAGGAAACACUUUUUCUACCAACAGUUGUGGUAAACAAAUGAUGUAGCUGUGAAUUUGUGACGUAUCUCUCUCAACUUGUACCCUGUUAUUUUCAACAGCGCCUAUGUAAUCGUGUCAGCCAGCCUUCGACAUAGUCUCAUCCUGAGUUGAGUGUUUUUGAACAGGACCUCCUGUGUGAUGGCGGAGGCUAGCAGUGUUAAUGGAUCAGUGAUUGGCUGAGGAAGUGAUGUUUAUAAUUAUUAUUUCCCUGGUUGGCAGCAGUGCAGUGCAGUGCAGCAGUGCUGAAUGACUGAUGGGAAAAGCCUUGCAAUAUUGCAGCAGCACAUUCUGCACAAUACUCUCUCUGCCUUUAUUGUAUCUGGAUGUGAGAAAGAGAUCCUAUUUUAAGAAAGCCACAGAUGAGAUGUAUUUAAAAAAAAAUAUUUUUUAAAAAUCUUCCUAAUUUAAUUGUCACCACACUCGCUAGCGUGAUAAGUGCAAUCACUGUGAAAUUACAUUUCGUGGAAUUAUUUACGUAGAAUAAUAUGAAUGUAAUUAAAGAGGGAGGAGAUUGUGGUCAAGAUCAGAAUGGUUCCACAGGCGGCAGCGAUAAGAAACUCCAGCGGCUCCAGGUUGCAGACGGAGCUCCCUUCAUAAGCCUCCCGAGUCGUCCCCUAUGAGUAGAGUUGAUGAGGAGAUGAUCUUAUUCAGCUCUAUAUAGGCACCAUGUCAUCAUAUACGUACAUCUGUGUUGACCGGAGACUGUCGUAAGAGCAAGCCAAUCAUCAGCCUAGCUAGUAGCUACCACUUUGAGCUUGACAUUUACAGUAGAAUUAUAGGUCUGGUUUAUCCCACAGAAAAGGUUUUUCAGAAAAAAUGUGUGCGCCUUAGAUGUUUGUCCUUUUUCACUCAAAACAGGUUUUGCAAGCCAUAACUCCGCCACAAGCAACUGCAAAUUCAUUCAUUCAAUAACACUCACAUCAAGGCAAAUUGUAUUAACAAUGUUUAUAACUUUAAUGAUAAAUAAUUAUUUGUCAACACAGGUCAUGAGGCCAUCACUACUACAGUUGUAUUGUUGAGCAGUAACAUUGUGAUCACGGCACAGCAUUAAGACGGGUGGCAGGGUAGCCUAGUGGUUAGAGUGGAAGGUUGCAAGUUCAAACCCCCGAGCUGACAAGGUACAAAUCUGUCGUUCUGCCCCUGAACAGGCAGUUAACCCACUGUUCCUAGGCCGUCAUUGAAAAUAAGAAUUUGUUCUUAACUGACUUGCCUAGUUAAAUAAAGGUACCUUGCAGGUGCAACCUCAAUCAAAAAAAUAAAUACUGUGGUUUUAAUGUACUGCCCUCGAAGAUAAGAACAUUAUUUACUGUAUUUAUGUUUGAUUCAACACACCCACAAAAAAGGCACUUCAGUUAUUUUCUGGCAUGUUGACCUCACAUGGAACUGGGACAAUAAUAUGCCACAAAUGAUUUGGAAUGUUUAAUUACUGCAACAUGACUGACACGAGUUGGAUGCUGGUUAAUAAUGGUUAAUAAACACUUGAGUAAAUGAGGGACACAAAGUAUUUUUAAAGUAGGUGCUUCCACACAGGUGUGGUUACUGAGUUAAUUAAGAAAUUAACAGCCUAUUAGGAUUAUGUAUAAAAAUGCCCAGUUGCCCAUUAUUUUGGUUACCAUGGCUAGAAGAAGAAUUGUCAUUAACUUUGAAAGAGGGGUAUCAUUUUGGCAGUUACCUGUACAUUAACACAAAAUGUGCCCCACAGGCCUUCAAUUACAGUCAAUAAAAUGUACAUUAUGAAAAAAA